Messenger RNA from Dovyalis caffra, 2004 nucleotides. NCBI's taxonomy places the organism in Eukaryota, Viridiplantae, Streptophyta, Magnoliopsida, Malpighiales, Salicaceae. The record is from the annotation of a GenBank genome assembly.
AUGAGUCAAUUAGGAGGAUCUAUCAACUUGCCAUUUGGUAGAUGCAUGCAGCUACAAGAACUGGAUGCAUAUGAUAUGAUUCCAAAUAUCGAAGUUAUGCCUCGAGAGCCACCACAGUUUACUGUUGGAUUGGAGAAGCCAUUGAAGGAUUUAAAGAAUGAAUUAUUCGAGGAUGGAAUGUCCAUGGUUGUAUUAACAGCUCCUAGUGGAUGUGGAAAGACCACGUUGGCUAAAAAACUUUGUCAAGAUGAAGCUAUUAAAGGAAAAUUUAAAGAUAAUAUCUUCUUCAUCACUGUUUCAAAAUCACCUGAUCUGAAGUUCAUUAUACAGCAGCUAUUUUGGCAUAAGGGGCAUUCGGUCCAUGAGUUUAGAACUGAUGAAGAAGCACUAAACUGCUUGGAGCAAUUGCUGAAGCAAAUAGGAACAAAGCCUAUAUUAUUGGUCCUCGAUGAUGUCUGGUGUGGAUCAGAGAGCCUUCUGGAAAAGUUCCAAGUUCCAAAUACCAGGAUACAAGAUUUUGUUGACAUCAAGACAGCCGAUCUGCAAAAUGGCAUCUCUAACAAUGUAGAAGAAGAUGUGGUGAAGAAGGCAAUUUUACAAUUCGGAAGAGCAUGUAAAUUUCUUAGUAUGCAUACUACCUCCAAAAUCAUGUUUGUUUUUCUGUUCCAUAUUUGGGUUUAUCAUUGCUACUGCAAUAAUCUGAUUGAAUUGCCUGUUGGACUCUGUGACAUUGUCUCCCUAAAGAAACUCUGCAUCACCUACUGUCAAGACCAGUCCAUAAUGCCUCAAGAAAUUGGAAAGUUGGUGAAUCUACAAGUCUUGAUUCUUGGUUCCUGCAUAAAUUUGUUGGAGUUGCCAGACACCAUUGGAAGCCUCCAGGAACUCAGCAUUCUUGACAUAUCAGACUCUAUUAAUUUUAAGAAAUUGCCAGGACAGAUUGGUGAGCUGCAGAAUCUAAGAAAGCUUUACAUGACGGGAUGCUCAAAUUGCGAGCUACCUAAGUCAGUCGCCAAUCUUGUGCAGUUGAAGUCCUUGAUCUGUGAUGAGAAAACAGCGAAAUUAUGGAAACCUUUCAGGCGCUACCUCACAAACUUGACUAUUAAAAUUUUCUACCGACAAGAUCAAGAGAUGUCAAUUGUUAUUGAUGCUGCAACAGGAAUGGUACUGGCCGAGUUGAUUAAAGUUGUGGUAGAUGCAAAGAACAAAGUAGAGAAGUUCGAAACUAUCUUGGAGAGCAUGGAAUCCACUCUAACAUCUGUAACUAGAGAGCUUGACAAGAUAAAAGUGGUAAACACAGAAUUGGAUUGUGGAAAUGAUAAGGAAAUGAAGAUAUUGUUGGAACAAAUAGGGAAAGGGAAGAAGAUUGUCAUGCCGGUGCUACAAGCCAGGAUUCAGCAGCAGGCAUUGGCGGUGGCGAUGGACAUUCGUGAGGAUGUGAAAGACAUUCGCAAGAAGGUGAAAGACAGUCAUUAUUUUGGGAAAGAUUUGCAUGAUGAGGUCAAAGACAUCAGUAAGGAGGUAAAGCAUGUGGAGGAGAUCCGUGAUGCUGUGGAAAAUACCCAUAAUGGUGUCGAAGGCAUUGAUAAUCACGUCAAAGAAGUUCUUGACAAGGUGAGAAGAGUACCAGAAAUGUAUGCAGACGUGAAAGAGACUCACGCCGAAGUGAAAGGAAUACGCGAGGACAUGAAAGAUCUCCGUUCAAAUAUGAAAAAUUGGAAGCCAGCCAAUGAAUUACCUUAUAUGCCUCCAGAGCCACCACAGGAGCUCCAACGCUUAAACAACACAGCAUCUUUGUAUCCAUGUAAACCUCCAGAGCCAUCAGAGUUCACCGUUGGGUUGGACAUGCCAUUCAGAGAAUUAAAGAACGAACUUUUCAAGGAUGGCCCGACCAUGAUUAUAUUAACUGGUCCUCAAGGAUGUGGAAAGACCACGUUGGCUGCAAAACUAUGUCGAGAUGGAGAUAUUAACGCCCCAUUAUGUCUUGGACUGCUUACCGGCGGAUAG